AUGUCCGUCCUCGAAACAAUAGACUUCCAGCAUCACUUUUGGACGCUGACGUGGGAUGGCAAACUCUGCAUGUGUCCCAAGAACCAGGGCGCCAACCGUGUUUUGGAUAUUGGAACCGGAACUGGUAUUUGGGCUGAAGAAUAUGCGGAUAAACACUCAGCAGCAGUGGUCAUUGGCGUGGAUUUGAGUCCUAUUCAGCCUGAAUUCGUCCCGCCGAACUGCAAGUUCGAAGUCGACGAUGUGGAGAAAGAGUGGACGUGGCAGGAGCCUUUCGACUUCAUCUUUGCAAGACACAUGAACGCAUGCUUCGAGAGCUGGGAACGGUUCCUUCGUCGUGCUUACGACGCCCUAGAACCAGGCGGCUUCAUCGAGCUCCAAGACAACGCCUUCCCCAUCCUCUGCCAAGACGGCACCCUCAAGCCCGACGACCCGAUGGCGCGCUGGUCGACCCUCAUGAUGGAGGGCACCGAGCUCAUCGGCCGCCCCAUCACCGUGCCCGCCCGCUUCCGCUCCAUGCUUAGCGAGGCCGGCUUCGUGGACGUCGUCGAGCACAAGCGCGUGUGGCCCACGAGCCCGUGGCCGCUGAACCCGGAGCUGAAGGAGCUCGGCGUCUGGGGCCAGGCGUGCAGUCUCGAGGGCAUCGAGCCGGGCGCCAUGGCGCUGUUUACGCGCGUGUUGGGUUGGACGAGGGAGGAGGUUGUGGUUUUUAUGGCGGGGGUGAGGGAUGAUUUUAAGAAUACUAAUAUUCAUGGGUUCUGGAACGUGUACUCCGUGUACGGAAUGAAGCCCUAUGAGAAGCCCGGCCAGGAAUAA
Messenger RNA from Colletotrichum tamarilloi, 813 nucleotides. Its product is annotated as methyltransferase domain-containing protein. Bases 1 to 813 code for a protein of 270 amino acids. The record is from RefSeq and is a predicted model, not a curated record. Gene Ontology annotation, molecular function: methyltransferase activity. The transcript is spliced from 6 exons. NCBI's taxonomy places the organism in Eukaryota, Fungi, Ascomycota, Sordariomycetes, Glomerellales, Glomerellaceae.